Molecule: messenger RNA, 2697 nt
Organism: Cucurbita pepo subsp. pepo (vegetable marrow)
Lineage: Eukaryota; Viridiplantae; Streptophyta; Magnoliopsida; Cucurbitales; Cucurbitaceae
Source: RefSeq, a predicted model, not a curated record
UCGACAUAAAUUUCAUUAUUCUACUCUCUGGUUGGGUACGUAAAACCAUGGAAUUUUGUGGCCGGAAUACCCGUUUUGGGAAUCUCCGUCGUUGUUCAUAGCCUCCGGUGAACAAACCACAAUCGUCAGCCGGUGGAGUUUUUGAUUGGAUUGGCUUCGGAAUCCACUUCUAUUCGAGGGAUGGGAUGGAGUUUGUUUAUCCGCCUUGGUUUCUUGGAUAUGUAGGCUUCAACGAGUUACCACUGCAAUUGAACACUGGGUUUAAGAGUUGAGUUCUUUGUGUGGAAGGUGGUUUUGUGAUGAGUUCGAUGUUAUGACGAGACUGGUUAGCAGAUCCAAUGUUUGAUUGUUAUUCGUGAUUGUAGGUUUAAAUUUUGGCUUUAUGGCGAUGGUUUCCUCCUUAUUGCAUUGUAUUUGACCUGAAGUUUUCCAUUGCGGAAUGGAAUUCAGCAUUGAAGAGGAAUUGUAGUUUUGGUGGAUUUGAAUUUGGGCUCUUUUUUUUUCUUUUCCUGAACCGAUACAGGGUUUGUAAUUAUUCUAUUAUAGAACUUGAUUAAUUUUUACGAUUGGUCGUGGUUGGUGAUGGUAACAGCCAGAGUUGGUGCAUCACUUCAGACUUCUGUGUUGGGAUGUAAUUCAGAUUUUGGAGGAUUGAUUUUUUUCCUGGGUAGUUACGGGAGAUGAAAGUCGAAGUUGUGGGGUUGGAGGUAUAAUGACUGGAGGGUCAUUGGGUCUUCGUACGGGAAGCUAUGCAUCACUGCAGCAACAGCUACAAAAUGGUGCUUUACCAAAUCCAGCAAUUUCACCGUUCGCGCACAAGCCUUGGAAACCAAAUCUUUCAAGUUCAAGAGAGAGGGAGAGAGUUCUUCCCUUGGUUUGUCGAUACUUCGGUCGGAGAAGGGUUGCGAUGCUCCUCUUGUUCGUCCUUGCUCUUUUGGUUUUUGUAUUUGGAUCCUUUGCUGUCAGUAGAGAUAACAGUGAUUUAAAGACACCUUAUGAAGAAACUACACUAAAAUAUAUGAUAAAUUCUGCUGUUCCAAGAACAAAAGACUUCAAGGAUAAUAUAACUUCUACACCUGGGAAUUUGAAUGGAAGUACUGAAAGUUCAUCUCUGCUCCCUCCUUCCCCACAUUCAAAUCGUUCUUUAAUCUCUGAUGUUUUUCCUCGACAUUCCAUUCCAUCACCACAUCCAUGCAGAAACUUUGCGCUUCCUCCGCCAGCUCCAACAAAUGGAAAGCGGACUGGAGCACGUCCUUGUUCAGUAUGUUAUAUCCCUGUGGAGCAGGCUAUUGCUAGUAUGCCAAUUGCACCAUCAAUAUCACCCAUACUACGCAAUUUAACAUAUAUUCAUGAGGGAAAUCCAAAAAAAACAGAACCACAUGGGGGGUCUGAUUUUGGUGGAUAUCCUUCUUUAUCACAGCGAAAUGAUUCUUUUAAUAUAAAAGAGUCGAUGACAGUUCACUGUGGAUUUGUUAAAGGAAGUAAACCUGGAUAUCAGAGUGGUUUCGAUAUUGAUGAAGCCGACCUUUUGGAGUUGGAGGAGUUUCAUGAGGUCAUUGUUGCAUCGGCCAUAUUUGGAAACUAUGAUAUAUUACAGCAGCCUAUUAAUAUUAGUGAAGAAUCAAAAAGAUUUGUUCCAUUCUGCAUGUUCAUUGAUGAAGAGACAGAAGCAUUUCUGAAGAAUUCUAGACUCUUAGAUAGCAGAAAGAGGAUUGGCUUGUGGAGAAUCAUUGUUGUUCGUAAUAUUCCGUAUGCUGAUUCAAGACGUAAUGGCAAGAUUCCCAAGCUUCUUCUGCAUAGGCUUUUCCCUAACAUUCAAUACUCAAUAUGGAUAGAUGGAAAACUUCAGCUUGCUGUAGAUCCAUUUCAAAUUCUUGAGAGGUUCCUGUGGCGUCAAAAUGCAACUUUUGCUAUUUCAAGACACUAUAAACGAUUUGACGUCUUUGAAGAGGCUGUGGCUAAUAAAGCUGCUGGAAAAUAUGACAAUUCCUCCAUUGAUGAGCAGAUUGAUUUUUAUGUUAGCGAGGGUUUAACCCCAUAUUCUUUGGCUAAGCUUCCUAUAACUAGUGAUGUUCCUGAAGGAUGUGUUAUAAUUCGAGAACAUAUUCCUAUAACAAAUUUAUUCACGUGCCUUUGGUUCAAUGAAGUCGAUCGUUUUACUUCAAGAGAUCAGUUAAGCUUCUCAAUGGUGAGAGAUAAGAUAAUGUCUAAAGUCAACUGGAGCGUUAACAUGUUCUUGGACUGUGAAAGGCGCAACUUUGUAAUACAGACAUAUCAUAGAGAAAUACUGGAACACAUGCCACCGCCUCCUGUCAAACCAGUUAUCCGCCGUCCUCCGCCGGUGUCCAUUGGCCGUCCUCCGCCGCCUGUUUCUAAGCCUCAUAUUGUUCUAAAGUCUCCGCCAGUAAAGAGAAAUCCUUCCAAGCGGGGAAGAAGUGAUAAGAGGUCCAGUUCCAAGCGGCAUCGUAAAGUUAUUGCUGCACAUAGAGAGGAGAAUUUGUUCUAAUUCGAUUCACAUAAAGAAGAAAAUGUUCUUUUUUCCUUUUCCCUUUGACAUUUUUAGUUUCAUUCUCAUUCUAAUUCCCUCAAAUUUUACAUCUCAAUACAGGGAGAUCUGUUUUAGAUUCAGAGCAUUGUCUGAUGCCAUUUUGUCCUGGAAAUUGUUGAUAUAUAUAUAUAUAUAUAUAUAUGUAUUGA